Molecule: messenger RNA, 678 nt
Organism: Neoarius graeffei (lesser salmon catfish)
Lineage: Eukaryota; Metazoa; Chordata; Actinopteri; Siluriformes; Ariidae
Product: E3 SUMO-protein ligase ZBED1-like
Exons: 2
Coding region: 85-510 (141 amino acids)
Molecular function (GO): protein dimerization activity
Source: RefSeq, a predicted model, not a curated record
GGGUGCUUAUUUUGUUGUGUGUGUGCGCGUCUGUUACAGAAUGAAUCAGAGGCCCAGCCUGAGGAAACACCAACCCAUGCCCAGAUGUGUGAUGUGCAAGGCACAGAGACUAUUGAAGAAACACCCCCAAGUGCCAAGAAAUCAAAAGUAUUCGAGGACCUGUUUGGCGACUGCUUCUGCACUGAGGACCCAAGUGUCAGGAAGAAAACAGCCAAAGAGCUAGCUGAUGAUGAAAUUAGAAAGUACAGAGAUGUUGCAUCUCUGAGCCUGGGUGGUAAGGUGUUAGAUUGGUGGAAAGCUCACCAGGCUGAGUUUCCUCUCCUGGCCGACCUGGCCAAGACCUACUUGUGCAUACCUGGUACAAGUGUACCCUCCGAACGGGUAUUUAGCACAGCAGGGGACAUCGUGCGUUCAGAGCGUAGUGUUUUGUCUUCUGAGCAUGUGGACCAACUGAUUUUUUUAAAGAAAAAUCUGUCAAGAAGCACCAUUGAAGCAGGUAUGGAAGUGUAACAGAGCUGUACUUUUGUUUACUAGCUGUUCUCUUCGUUACAUCCCUUCAGUAUCUAGAACAGAUGCAUUACUAUUAUUGAAUGAAGUAUAGGCCUACUUUUUUGCUGCUAGUGCACAUUCUGGCUCAUUGCACUGACUGUGGAGUAUUUUUAUUUUAUAGUGAAUGAA